Molecule: messenger RNA, 3696 nt
Organism: Cryptotermes secundus
Lineage: Eukaryota; Metazoa; Arthropoda; Insecta; Blattodea; Kalotermitidae
Product: mucin-5B
Exons: 7
Coding region: 55-843 (262 amino acids)
Biological process (GO): G protein-coupled receptor signaling pathway
Cellular component (GO): bursicon neuropeptide hormone complex; extracellular region
Molecular function (GO): G protein-coupled receptor binding; neuropeptide hormone activity
Source: RefSeq, a predicted model, not a curated record
UCCAGUCAAGAUCCAGUCUCAAUCACAGUGACAUACAGCACACUCCGCAGGAAGAUGGUAAGUGAGACAGCAUGGUGGCUUCGUCACUUGUCCCUUUUCAUCCUCCUCUUCAUGGGUGUACCACCUGUGGUCCGAGCAGGGGAUGAUGUGGCAUGUGAAACACUACCCUCUGAAAUACACAUCAUCAAAGAGGAAUUUGAUGACCUUGGGCGUCUGCAACGAACAUGUAGCAGUGAAGUGAGUGUCAACAAGUGUGAAGGUUCUUGCACUUCACAGGUGCAGCCUAGUGUGAUCACCCCCACAGGAUUCCUGAAGGAAUGUUACUGUUGCCAUGAGAGUUUCCUGAGAGAGCGUAUCAUCACCCUGACUCACUGCUAUGAUCCUGAUGGAGCGAGACUCACACAAGAAGGGCAAGCAUCUCUUAAUGUCAAAAUCAGAGAACCAGCUGACUGUAAAUGUUUCAAAUGUGCAAAGGAUGAGUGCCAGGUGACGCCAGUCAUACAUGUUCUGCAGUACCCAGGAUGUGUGCCCAAACCCAUCCCAUCAUUUGCUUGCACCGGUCGCUGCAGUAGUUACCUCCAGGUAUCGGGUUCAAAGAUCUGGCAGAUGGAACGCUCAUGCAUGUGCUGUCAGGAAAGUGGGGAGCGUGAAGCAAACGUCUCUCUGUUCUGCCCAAAAGCCAAAGCUGGAGAGCGUAAAUUCAGAAAGGUGAACACAAAAGCACCAUUAGAAUGCAUGUGUCGGCCCUGUUCAACAGUUGAAGAAAGUGCAGUCAUCCCACAGGAAAUUGCCGGCUAUGCAGAUGAAGGUCCACUCAGCAAUCACUUCAGGAAGUCUCUAUAGAAUUCCUGUAUCACUGAAAGUCUUUAAAACCUAUUCUCUUACCAUGUUCUGGAAACUGUUCAACUGUAGUUUACCACUAUACAUCACACAGAAAAAACGGGGCUGUUACCUGAAAUAAACACAUAAUGUUCUACACUCUGAUUUGAUGACAGAAAUUUGAACCUCAAACUUUGUAAUGGAAAUUGUUGCCUAAAAGUGUAGUGCAAAUACUCUCAAACCAGCCAGCUCUUUUCACUAGGCAAGAUUUGGCAGUAUUAUGCAUGAACAAUAAUCCUUUUUUAGAAAAAUGGGUGCACCAACAUCCCAAGUAAUGAAUGCUGUAAUAUGCCAUGCUGCUUACCUGUGUUGUAACAGAUCUGUUUCCUGCUAAACUGACACAGCUGCCAGCAUACAUGUCACCAACAUUAUGAGAUACUCGGAAACUUGCGUAACUUUCUGUAGGUUAGCGAUAUCAGCAGCUAAAUCAUCACGUGUCAAAAAGUAGGACAGAUAAAUUUGUAAAACAAAUGGAAGGUAGAAUCUGCAUAUUGCUUGCUUAGGUUCCUGCUCCUUGCCAGUUGCAAAAUAUCUGUAGCAAUGACGGAGGUGCCACUUGACAGCUCUAUUAUGAGACCUGUUUACAGAUGAUACACAUAAAUUAAGCACUUACAGAAAACUCAUCUGACAGUACAACUCAGCAAUGGGCAAGGAGAUAAUUUAUGCAUGACUAAGGAAAGACCUUGUAUAAUUCAACACGUUUUGAAGCACAUACAUAAGCCUUGUAAAAUUCUUCAGGAUUCAUGCUAUUUCAAAAUUCUCACAUGAAGUCAAGACUUAUUUCUUACAGCACACCAUUCCAAAUUUGGAUAACAUGCUACUGCAAUGUACUGUAUGUAUACGAGGAUAAUGUAAUCUGUGGAAAGUGAGAAAAUUCACUAUAACAAUGCACUAAAUGACCAACAGGUAUGAUUUCUUGCAGGGGGGGGGGUUCUUUCCUCUGCACCAUCCCGACUGACACCAAAGCCCAACCAGACUCCAAUCCACGCACUAACAGUGGCUGGUUCCCAUGGGGUGUGAUGCUGACCACUCACCCCCAUCUAGCACCAAGAUUAAGAAUGGUGCUUACUUUCACUCCCCUAUGUGUGGCUUGACAAUAAAGUUUGCGAACUCAUCGCAGUGAAAUUGCUACAUGAAUGAAUGAGGGGUACGCCUUCCUGCACCUUGCACCGCAACCUACAGUGGUCUAUUGUCCUUAAAUUACCCCACUACUGAAUUUCACUUCCGUCACCUUCAAAGUACUCCCGAUGGGAAGCUACGCACCAAUUCCAGCAUCUAGUCCACCCUUUAAAACAAUUUUGGAACUGGUUUUGUGGAACAGCCUUCAGAGCAGCUGUCAUAUUACUUCUGAUGCCAUCAAACUGCCCUCCUUUCAAUAUUUUCUUUACCUUCGGGAACAGAAAAUGACUGGGGACUAGAUCUGGUGAAUAGGGUAUUCCAGCAGGGUUAUUGAUUGUCAGACCUCUCACAUCUUCAUGGAACAAUGCUCAGCGAAAGGGCAGCAACUUUAAAGAUUACUUUCGCAAUGGAAUUUAUGGCAAAAUACUUUCUGUUGGAUAUCUGGUUCACUUCACAUGGCAAACAGUUUGGGCUAAAAAAAACUGUAAUAUACUUACAAGGACUUUAGGAUAUGAACACGUACCAGCGUAGAAACUAAUACACACCCCAAUUAAGGUAUCAGCACAAAAGGGGGGGGGGCCAUUUUGCUCCACAAGUUAAUGGGACUUUGGUACGGUAAAGCACGAGAUGCUCUGUACCAUAUACAGGGCCUUUUAGUAAAUCUUGCACAACUUCAGUGAUUCUUGGAUCAACCUACACAAUUUCCUACAAUAGGGCAUAUGAGUAUCUCAUCAGGAACAGGAAGGAUACUUAUUAUGUUUAAUAAGUAAAAGGAAAGUUAUUUGAAAUAUUCUACAUCCUCAUUACCAGAGGGUCCGCAACAGAACUCUGCAUGGGUCAGGCAUCGACAAGUCACCUAGGCUGUCAAAACUUUUAAGUGAGUCACUUUAUUUUAGAUAUGGUUUAUAAUGUUUCAUAAAUAGCCUUUUCCCUUUCCACAAGACAAAAUUGUAGAACAUUUUUACUGAUAGUUUCCAAGAAUGUUUUUGCCACCUUUCCUCAGUCAUGUAAUAAAAAUUUUAUUUCAAAGAAAAUUUGUAUUUAGUUCACCAAUAAUGAAAUUAGUUAAAUCCUUACUGUUGAUUCGGUGGCAAUAGCCAAGGUUUGGGAGAUUCUGUCAAUCUAGUACCCUUCAUCAUAGCUGCCCGUAUUUCCUUUUCAUUCAUUAAGCAUGGUACAUGAAUUAAGAUCUCUGUUAAGUUACAAAUGGGAUAUCCUACGUUGAUCUCACGGAAAGGGAAGACCGCAAGGCUGCCAAGCAUUGAAAGAAAAAAAAAACCCAACUUGUUCUCCAGUACAUUAGCUUUCAGUUUCUGUGAAAUUGUUGCAGUAAAAGGAGUACUUAAAAAAAGAAACUGAACAAGUCAAAAAAUAUAUAUAACACUAGGAGACAUAGUAAUAACAACAGAACAGUUUAUACAUAUUUUUUUCAACUCUUAUUUAUAUAUUUUUUCCUUAACAUUUUUCCUAUUACCCUCUUAAUAACCCAAGUCUUCAAUCCAUUUGUAAACACUUUCCCAUGUUACUCGGAGUACAACUGGCAACAUCUUCACAUGAACCUUUUUCAACUUUCCCAAUUUUGUUUAAACUGUACAAAACUUAGCUUCUCUCUCACACGCACUUUCAUACACAGAAUAAUAACUCAUAUAUAGUCGACUCACUGCAGUCACUCGCUCAACAAAAACAAUGCUAUAUAUA